CAUAAUUGAUGCCGAACAACUCACUGGGGCACAGCGCAUGUCCUACCUCAAGACACAACUCAAGGACGAUGCACUGGCACUCAUCGCAAACGUGCCUCUUACAGACGAGGCAUUCCCUGCUGCUUGGGAUCUCCUCGUCGCGCGUUAUGAUAACCCUCGUCGGCUUCUCAACACCUACUUGGAGGAACUCCUCACCACAGAGCCAGUGCCUAAUCACUCGGCACCUCAGCUAAACGCACUUGUAUUACAGACACAGAAAAUUAUCGAUGCGAUGGGAACCUUGCGAGUCUCCAUUGCGGACUGGGACCCUAUCCUGGUUUUCGUCACCCUCAGACGUCUGGUACCAGAACUUAGGGAGGAGUGGGAGAGUACCCUGGGCAUCUCGAAUGAGCUGCCGGCGUACCAGAAAUUACAAGACUUCCUCAUCGGAAAGGUACGCGCUUGGGAGAUCAGCGCCAUCGGAGUCACCUCAAGACCAACCUCACCCAAGGAGGACAAGGCUUCAACCUCCAAGCUGCUAAAAACCUCUGGCAAGCCCCCAAACACACGGUCACCCUCACAUUCCAGCAAGACUGCAAGUACCCCCUCUGGUUCCACCGCUCAAGUAUACUAUACACCUAAAGAGGCUACAGAUGAACCUGGCAUCUGCCAACUGUGUAGGCAAAAGCACUUUAUUUUGUACUGUCAGCAAUUUAAGGUUGCCUCUGUCGCACAGCGCCGUACUAUGGUUCAAGAUCACCGACUGUGCUGGAAUUGUUUGGGACGCCACCGCUCACAGGACUGCCGCACCACUACAAGAUGUCGCCACUGUGGCAACAAGCACCACACGGCCAUCCACGAAGAAUCUCGGGCUAAUCCUCAACCGACUGCUGCUUCGGGCAGCUCAGGGCUCAAUUCUCUGGAAACAAUAGCCUUACUUGCUACAGCAACUUGCAGGGUAUAUUCGACAACGGGAGCUCCUCUGACAGCCAGACUUCUGAUAGAUCAAGGUUCUGAGCUGUCAUUCAUGACGAAUUCGCUACACAAGAAGCUGGGACUUCCUCUGAAAUCCGCAAACGUGGGCCUACGGGCCAUCGGCAACACAUCUGCUGGCCGCACAUUGGGCUCAUGCACUGUUGAGCUACAUUCGCUAUAUGGGAAGAAUUCGCUAAAGAUACAGGCCCACAUUCUCUCUGUGUUGGCGGUAGACUUGCCGUCAUACACCCUUAUCGACAAGAAAUGGUCGCAUCUACUGGGACUGCAAUUGGCUGACCCGCAAUUUCUGCAGUCCAGACCAAUUGACAUCAUUUUGGGAGCAGCACCUGCAGCUUUCAUCAUGAAUGAGAAGAUUCGCAAAGGGCCUGUUGAUUCGCCAAUUGCUCAGUCAACCCUCUUGGGCUGGAUUGUCUACGGCUCAGUCAAUCCAACUGCUACGAAAUAUUCGGCCAAUUCUCUGCACGUGUCAGCCGACGAACAACUACCGGAUCUGAUCUCCAGAUUCUGGGACCAGGAAGAACCGCAUGAUGAGCAGCACAUUCGCUAUAGUGAGCAGGAGGACGAAUGUGAAGCUUACUUUAGAUCCACACAUUAUCGUCACCCAAAUGGGCGUUACGUGGUGCACUUGCCACUCAAGGACAAGGUAGAAGCACUUGGGAAUUCACUGAGAUCCGCACAAUUUUCACUGCGUCGGGUUUUGAAACGGAUGAGCACGGACAUUACUUACAGUGACCUCUACCACAACUUCAUGUCUGAGUACGAGAACAUGGGUCACAUGAAACACAUUUCUAUGGCAGAUCUACCGGAACAACAUUGCUUCCUACCUCAUCACGGUGUCCUCAAGGAACAGAGCACUACUACAAAGCUCAGAGUAGUGUUCAAUGGAUCAUGCAACACCUCAUCAGGAGUUUCGCUGAAUGGGAUCUUACACGUUGGGCCAAAAAUACAAGUAGACAUCUGCGAUGUACUACUCCGCAUUCGUCGGUUUCCAAUACUUUUCGGAUCCGACAUCACAAAGAUGUUUCGGCAAAUUGACAUAGAUCCGAAGGACUGGCCGUUACAGUCCAUCCUCUGGAAGACCAAGGACAAUUCUCAGCAAGCGUACACCCUCACUACGGUCACAUACGGCACAACUUGUGCUCCUUAUCUUGCUGUAAGGACUCUACUGCAACUAGUAGAGGACGAAGGAUCCAAAUACCCGCUGGCAGUAGCUCCAAUGACUGAAACCCGUUACGUAGAUGACAUCUACGGGGGAGCUGACACAGAGACGGAAGCGAUUGCAAUCGCUAAACAAACCAGGGAACUCUGUGCAGCUGGAUGCUUCCCAUUAACAAAAUGGUCAAGUAACAGCGCUCGGUUACUCGCUACAAUGUCACCAAACGAUCAACCAGUGAACUCGCUACGGGAAAUCGGAGAUACUACGGUGAAGGUCCUCGGAGUUGGCUGGAAUCCUCACCACGAUGUAUUCCAGUUCAACUAUCACUUGGCUGAAGAUCCUCCAGCAACAAAACGGGCAAUCUUGUCUGAAAUUGCUCGUCUGUAUGAUCCUCUCGGUUUCCUCGCUCCGAUCAUCAUCAAAGCCAAGGUGAUCAUGCAAGAACUCUGGCUUGAAAAACUGGGCUGGGAUGAUCAAUUGGCUCCGACACAACUCCACAAGUGGACGGUAUUUCGAGCGGACCUCACCAACCUUGCUAACCUCCGGGUAAACAGAUGGAUUAAUCUCAAGGAGAAUGUGUCUGCAGAGCUCCACGGGUUCUCAGACGCAUCCCAACUCGCUAUGGCUGCGGUGGUCUACCUGAAGGUGACGGAUCUUCAGGGGAAUUCGUCAGUUGCACUUUUAUGCUCCAAAACUCAAGUAGCCCCUCUGAAACCACUCACAAUUCCACGGUUGGAGUUGAACGCUGCCGUACUUCUCACCAGACUUACUCUCUACGUGCGAAAAACACUUAACUUGGAGCAAAUACCAAUCUAUUUGUGGACUGACUCUGCAGUAACCCUCGCUUGGAUACAAAGUCAACCCUCUCGCUGGAAAACUUACGUACGCAACAGGGUUGCGAAAAUACAAGACACUCUUCCUGGAAGCCGCUGGACCUUUAUCGCUGGGAAAAGUAAUCCAGCUGACUGUGCUUCGCGAGGACUGUCAGUUGGCAAACUGCUGAAACACCCGCUUUGGUGGUCGGGUCCAAAAUGGCUCAGUUUGUCCCAAGAAAACUGGCCAACUAUUGAACCACCUGCUACGACCGCAACUCAUCAGGAAGAGAGACCAGGUCUAACCUUCAUGACAUUCGCUAAAACAGAUUCACAUCCUCUGCAAAUUCUCUUAGAACGCUUUUCUCGCUGGGUUUCGCUGGUUCGAACGCUUGGAAUCUGUCUACGUGCCAUCAGCCGAAUGAAAAAGGUGCCACAGUCCUCAUUAGCCACCCCGCUAUCUGCUGGAGACCUGGAACCCGCAAAAUGGCUACUGGUCAAAUAUACACAAGGCCAGUACUUCUCAUCGGAACUCAAGCUGCUUUCUGACGGGGGGUUCCUACCAAAAAAUCACCCACUCGCCAAGCUGACCCCCUUUGUCGACUAUCACGGAAUUUUGAGAGUCGGUGGCCGCUUGAAAAAUUCGCUAUUGGACAGUCAGCAGAAAAAUCCAGCGAUUCUGCCUAGAUACUCACUGCUGACGUCACUCCUCAUCGAUCAUGCACACAAACGGAACUUUCACGGGGGAACGCAAUUGACUCUGGCUGCGUUACGCCAAUCCUACUGGAUUAUUGGUGGCCGCGUACCAGUCAGAUCUCACAUCUUACGCUGCGUAGUCUGUGCUAGACACCGAGGUGUUCGAGCACAGCAAUUGAUGGGACAACUGCCCCCCUCUAGAGUGACUCCCGCACGAGCGUUUCUACAUACAGGAUUAGACUACGCUGGGCCAGUCACUCUGAAAACCUUUCAGGGUCGUGGAGCGAAAACUUACAAGGGGUGGAUUGCAGUUUUCGUGUGUUUCACGACCUCCGCUAUACAUCUGGAACUCGUCACGGACUACUCUACAGGCGCAUUCAUCGCAGCGUAUCGGAGGUUCGCAAGUCGCCGGGGCGUCUGCCACACCAUAUAUUCGGACUGUGGUACAAACUUUGUGGGUGCAGAUGCAACUCUAAGGGCUGAAUUCGCAUCAGGAUCAAGAUCACUGGGAGAACUUUCACAUUUACUGGCUACAGAUGGCACAACCUGGAAGUUCAAUCCGCCUGGAGCUCCGCACUUUGGAGGUAAAUGGGAAGCUGCCGUCAAGUCUAUCAAAUUCCAUCUCACAAGAACUAUCGGAGAGCAUCUGAUGACUUACGAGCAGCUCACUACGGUUUUGACACAGAUCGAAGCCGUGGUAAAUUCUCGGCCUCUCGCCCCACUCUCGGAAGAUCCUGCCGACCUGGAACCUCUAACUCCAGGUCACUUCCUCAUUGGAGAACCACUCACCGCUGUUCCGGAACCUUCGCUACCUUCAACAACGGAAUCGACGCUAACGGGGUACAAGUUGCUACAGCAACUGUUGCAACAGUUUUGGAGACGUUGGAGCAACGAGGUGCUUCAACGUCAUCAGGGCAUCUCCAAAUGGCAUCGGGCGUCCAACGACAUCAAAGUUGGCUCUCUGGUGCUCCUCACAGACGAGCGGUUCCCACCUACCAAAUGGCCACUCGCUAGGGUAAUCGCUAUCCACCCAGGGAAGGACGGACAUACCCGCGUAGUGACACUGAAGACAGCUACCACGGAAUUGAUCCGACCAAUUGCGAAACUAUGUGUUCUGCCCAUUGAAGAUCUUGACGUCUCAGCCGUCAACCCGGGGGAGAAUGUUCAGUCAACACCCAAACUGCCCGGGCGAAGCGAAGUUCGGCUUACCCGCAGCAAGAAGGCAGCACUAAGCAGAGCACAGAUCACCCGACAAUCGAUAGCCAAUCAAUGAAUCUCUAGUUCAAAUUCACUGACACUUGCGCAUUUCGCUAUUCUCUGACGUCAUUCGCUAUGAAUUUUCUGAUUGGCUCUUAGCUAUGGGACAUGCUUAGUCUUCCUCACGGGGAAGAAGACUCGUUUUCUAACGGUUUCCGCCAUUAUUCUUCUUUCGGCUACCUCAAGAUCACCUCGUGUUCUUCUCGCAGCUAAUUUUUCUAAUUGCUUGGCUUCUGUUAACCAAAAUUACUGUGUGUAAAUUCGCUUUAAAUCAAUUAUUUAACUAAUUGUGUUUGGGUGCAUUCGCUGCCACGUGUUACUCUUGGCAUUGUAUUUAUUCGGGUAAUUCGCUAACUGUAUAUAGUGUACAAUAAAUAUCAUUAUAA
Molecule: messenger RNA, 5282 nt
Organism: Neodiprion fabricii
Lineage: Eukaryota; Metazoa; Arthropoda; Insecta; Hymenoptera; Diprionidae
Exons: 2
Coding region: 38-4912 (1624 amino acids)
Biological process (GO): DNA integration
Molecular function (GO): nucleic acid binding
Source: RefSeq, a predicted model, not a curated record